Messenger RNA from Arabis nemorensis, 288 nucleotides. The record is from the annotation of a GenBank genome assembly. NCBI's taxonomy places the organism in Eukaryota, Viridiplantae, Streptophyta, Magnoliopsida, Brassicales, Brassicaceae.
AUGUUUUGGUUUACGCUCGAAACCGUCGUGCAGGAGGAUCUUGGGACGGAGUAUCUAGUGAAGCCAGUUGGUGAGGCUGAUGAUGAGGAAGACGCAAGUGAUUUCGACCCGGAAGAUGAUGGCGUUGAAGAAGACAUCGAUGAAGAGGAUGAGGAAGAUGAUGUUGAUGAGGACUGUAACUUGUCUGCUGGCAAAUCUGAGCCUCUCCCAAAGAGGAAGAGAGUUGCUAAGGACCAGAAUGAGCAAGGAGUUGUCACCGGUGAUGACGAGAGGCCUUCGAAACGCUAG